GGCUCGCUACCUGUGCAGCUUUGCCUGGUCGCUGCGCGACAUGCUGCGCGACGCCGAGGACCGCGACGACAUCCUCGACGUCCUCCUCGACGCCGAGGAGGCGAGCUGGGUGGUCUCGCAGCGGUCGAGGCCGCUCGCGCUGCUCGGGCGGGUGAGGCAGGUGCUGAUGCGCGAGCUGGACGCGGGUGAGCUGUCCGCGACUCAGCACUACGCCAUCGACAUGGACGUGCGCGAGCUCUCCUCCGUGGUGGCCACGUGCGAGCGGCUCUUCUCGAGCCCGAUCCCGCCAAACAUGGCAAGGCACGGCGUGCGGUCUCUCAUCCUUUGGCUCUUCGGCAUCCCGAUCGUGCUCGCGGGCUCGAUGCACCCCGCGCUCAUCGCUCUCUGCGUGGCCUCGACGACGUACAUCUACUUUGGCAUCAACGAGCUCGGCAUCCAGGUCGAGCAGCCCUUCAAGAUCAUGCCGCUCUGGCAGCUGUGCCACCUCGUGCAGUACAACAUCGAGGAGGCGAUCGGCUCGCCCGAGCUGCCGCUGCUCAUCAAGCGCGAGCGCGAGAUCGAGGCAGUGCCCCACUGGGAGCGGUACGACGGCUCAGCGCCGGUGUAGGACCAGGUCGCCGCGCUUGAGAGACUUGUGUCGAGCCUCACUGUGCAGUCGAGGCCACAGCUCCGUGAGAGACCGCGCGCGUUGCGUGUUUUGGGAGCGUGUGCUGAGGUGAGCCUCGUGAGCCGUACGUCAGUGUAUUAGUGGCGCCAGAGAUCGCGACAGGGCGAACGACGCGUCGAUAAUCGUGUACAUUAGAGA
Molecule: messenger RNA, 805 nt
Organism: Emiliania huxleyi CCMP1516
Lineage: Eukaryota; Haptophyta; Isochrysidales; Noelaerhabdaceae
Exons: 2
Coding region: 41-607 (188 amino acids)
Molecular function (GO): chloride channel activity
Source: RefSeq, a predicted model, not a curated record